AUGUUGGCUACUGACUCGAACCCAUUCUCAAAACAUAGUAUCACUCAACUAGGAUAUAUCGAGAAGAACACCCUAGCACAGCUUAUUUCAGGUGAUGAUGGCAUCUUGCAGAUUAGGGGGAAUAGGCUCGAAAACUACGUCAUAUAUCCAAUUAUUGAUGUUCUCGAAGAUGCGACUUCCGAGUUCCAAGUAUUGAUUUUGAUGAAUCGUCUAGAUGCUCAGAGUAGCAAAGCGUUCGUCUCUUCACUUAAGAAGCAUCUCAAUGUUGCGGAGGUUCCUAAUACUUUUUAUACGGCCCAACAGGAUAAGAUGGUGGGUCUUGGGCCUCUUCUCAGUAGCUCCACCACGCCCUCUAUCUACGCGAUAACCCCGGAAAUGAUGACUCAGUUGAAGAACGAAGGUGUCAUCGUACCCAAAGCAGUUCAUGUGAUGAUUGUUUAUGAGGCCGAGUAUGUUUUGCGGACACCCGCUCAGAUCGAAUCAAUCCGUAUCGCGCUGGACGAAUUCGAAGUCUGUCAGGUGAUACUAGCGGUUCAUGAUGCCACUGAGGAUGUGUUGCAUGCCGCAGAGGCUUUUGGGUUCUCAGACAAGACCAUUGUGUUUAGCAUGGAUCACACCAAUAUCUAUACUGCAGAACACUAUCGCUUCACGGAGGAAACAAUGCUAGAGUCUCUUUUGGAUCGCGCUGUCCAAUUUAGCAAGGAGAAUGCUGUUGUUGUCCUUUGCCAUGAUGCAAGAGAAGCUCAGCGAAUAAGGGGCCAGCUUGCUGAACGCGCUGAGAUGGCAAGUCGUGGAGAAGAAAUUUAUUUUAGCUGCAACCGUUCUAUAUUCUCUAACUCGAUAGCCAAUGUUUACUAUUCUGUUGAUAAAUAG
Lobosporangium transversale is the source of this 873-nucleotide messenger RNA. RefSeq lists its product as hypothetical. The coding region runs from base 1 to 873 and encodes 290 amino acids. The transcript is spliced from 2 exons. Lineage: Eukaryota; Fungi; Mortierellomycota; Mortierellomycetes; Mortierellales; Mortierellaceae. The record is from RefSeq and is a predicted model, not a curated record.